Messenger RNA from Lachancea thermotolerans CBS 6340, 708 nucleotides. It is a transcript of the gene IWR1, whose product is annotated as Iwr1p. Gene Ontology annotation, biological process: protein import into nucleus. The transcript has a single exon. NCBI's taxonomy places the organism in Eukaryota, Fungi, Ascomycota, Saccharomycetes, Saccharomycetales, Saccharomycetaceae. Gene Ontology annotation, cellular component: cytoplasm. The record is from RefSeq and is a predicted model, not a curated record. The coding region runs from base 1 to 708 and encodes 235 amino acids.
AUGUUGAACGACUACUUAAGUUUAGGUUCGAACAGCGAAGUUCCGCAAAGGCCGAGGAAGUUGAAACGUCCUGGCGGAAGACGAUCCGAGCCUGAGCAAGACCCCAAGGCGCUUCCGUCUUUGGAUUACGUUUACGAUAUCUACUACCGUGAGGUUGUUCCAGAGGACGAAUUUGUGUUUGAUGAGAGCACAGUGGGGUACAUCAAGAUAGUGGAGGACAGUGGCGAUUUGAUUCCAGAAGAAGAAGAUGACGAAAAUAGCCUAGCUCUGUCAGACGACGAGGACUCCAACGACGAGGCAUACUACAGAAACGACUAUCCAGAAGACGAGGAUGACGACCGCUCCGUACUCUUUGGAAGCGAUGACGGAGUUGUCGCAACGGCAAGUCGGCAGUAUGCAGAAAGCGACGCUAGCGAAGGAACGGGAGCUGAAUCUGCGCCUAGCCAUGUUGCAAUGCUGGGCGAUGAGGAAACUGAUCUCCUUUACCAGAAAUUCGCGGGAGCCCCUAACGUUUUACAGGCUGCGGACACUUAUUUCGAUUCCACUGACGAGCGCGAUGGCGUUUCCGAUGAGGAACUCGAAGAGGACCAUGACAUCGUCGGUUUCACCCAACACGACUUUUUCCCCACUGACGCCGAAGAUCCGCUUGCAAUUCAUCGUGAUAAGAUAUUUGCUAGGCUUGAGCGCAUGAUAGAGAAGCGAUCAUGA